ACCCGGCCGUCCCACGCUUUCCUUUGACCGGCAAAAGAGAAGAAGCCGAGCAAGAGCACCACGGGGAGAGAAGCCAGCCACUCGCCGCCGCGCCGGCCGCCCCCAGCAAGAAUCCAUCCACCAAAGCUGCUAGCUUGCUACCCCUCGUCCUCCGUCCUCGUCACCCGGCGAUCAAGCUAGAGGGCUAGCUGCUGAUCGAUCCGUCGAUCGAUCGAUCGGGGAUGUGGGAAGCUGGAGGCGUCCACGGCAGCCACGAGGCGCUCCUCCUGCAGGCCGCCGGAUCGGGGGCGGGAGGCGACUACGGCCACGCCGGCCCGGCCCUCCUCCCGUGGCUCGGCCCGGCCGCGGCGCCGGGGUUCUCCUACAUGGCCCCCCACCAUCAGGGCCCGGCCUUCGGCGCCGAGGCGGCCGCGGGAGCGUUCGGCUUCGGCGGCGGGUACGGCGGCGACGGGGGCGGCGCGGGGCAGCUCGGGGUGUUCGGGCUCGAGCCGCCUCUGCCGCCGCCGCCGCAAGGCCUGCUGGCCGCCGCGGCGGGCGGCGGCGGGGCGCUGCCGCAGGGGCCGAGGAUGGUGUCCGGGCUGCUGGGCACCCUGCAGGCGGAGCUGGGGCGGAUGACCGCCAAGGAGAUCAUGGACGCCAAGGCGCUGGCGGCCUCGCGCAGCCACAGCGAGGCCGAGCGCCGCCGCCGCCAGCGCAUCAACAGCCACCUCGCCAGGCUCCGCAGCCUCCUCCCCAACACCACCAAGACGGACAAGGCGUCGCUGCUGGCCGAGGUAAUCGAGCACGUCAAGGAGCUGAAGCGGCAGACGUCGGCGGUGCUGGGCGCCGCGGCGGAGGGCGAGGGGGAGGAGGCGGCGGCGCGGCAGCACCUGGUGCUGCCGACGGAGUCCGACGAGCUGGCGGUGGACGCGGGGGAGGACGGCGAGGGGAGGCUCGUCGUGCGGGCGUCGCUGUGCUGCGAGGACCGCGCGGGGCUCAUCCCGGACAUCGCCCGCGCGCUCGCCGCGCUCCGCCUCCGCGCGCGCCGCGCCGAGAUCGCCACGCUCGGCGGCCGCGUCCGCAACGUGCUCCUCAUCACCACCGCCGCCGCCGACGAGGAUGAGGAAGGUCGGGGGCAAGGGGACGACGACGAGGAAGGCGGCGGCGACGACGCCGACGGGUGCGGCGCUCGCGCCAGCUCCCACCACCGGAGGCACGAGCUCGUCGCGUCGAUCCAGGAGGCGCUGCGCGGCGUCAUGGACCGCAAGACGGCGAGCAGCGACACGUCCUCGUCUAGCGGCGGCGGCGGCGGGAGCAUCAAGAGGCAGCGCAUGAGCGGCGCGCACGAGCAAGGUUCGCUCUAGUGCGGUAACUCUAGCUAGUAGCCAGCUAGCUACUAGCUCCAUGCCCUCCCUCCAUGCUAGCAUGAAAUAUGCAAGCAUGCUUCCAUGGCUAGCUACUAGCUAGCGGAUGAAACUCAUCUCAAGCUAAUUAGUAUAGUUAUGAAACUAUAGUCACUCCAAACUUAGAUGGAUCGAGCUGGCUCUUCUUUUUUGCUGCUAUGGUAAUGGUGUGGAUGAGGGAAAGAAAAAAAAUUGGAAACAUGGAGAUGCCCGAGGUAGAAGAGAGGGAGAGUUUUAUGUAUCCCUUAUAUAUGUUUGUGUGCUUUUUUUUUUUACUUCGCGUAUGUAUCGGGGAGAGAGGGGGGAAUUUGAGAGGCUAUUACUGAUAAACCUCUCAUAAAAUGGGGUGAUAAGGGUGUACAUGUAUAAUCUCUGGGGUAUAAUGGAAGAUGGAAUUGGUGGGCUGGUCAUUUCUUCAUGAGUGUGGCAUGGAGCUAGAUCGAGUGCACUGAUCUUCACUUUUCAAUCAUAUUGUUGUUUGCAUCCCUUGGGAAUACAUUGCAUGCUAAUUUUAUCCCUUUUGUUUAUCUUUU
This is a messenger RNA of Panicum hallii, 1915 nucleotides long. Its product is annotated as transcription factor bHLH30-like. The transcript is spliced from 2 exons. Gene Ontology annotation, molecular function: protein dimerization activity; DNA-binding transcription factor activity. NCBI's taxonomy places the organism in Eukaryota, Viridiplantae, Streptophyta, Magnoliopsida, Poales, Poaceae. The coding region runs from base 222 to 1343 and encodes 373 amino acids. Gene Ontology annotation, biological process: regulation of DNA-templated transcription. The record is from RefSeq and is a predicted model, not a curated record.